Molecule: messenger RNA, 1968 nt
Organism: Ipomoea nil (Japanese morning glory)
Lineage: Eukaryota; Viridiplantae; Streptophyta; Magnoliopsida; Solanales; Convolvulaceae
Product: putative F-box/FBD/LRR-repeat protein At4g03220
Exons: 3
Coding region: 111-1649 (512 amino acids)
Molecular function (GO): protein binding
Source: RefSeq, a predicted model, not a curated record
UAGGAUUUGGUUAUUUUGAAAGUUUCAAACCCUAACUUAACUAACUCUAGAACUGGGAAGAUCAACCUGAUAUCACGUACCGGCGAAAAAGCAAAACUACAAUUCGAUCAAUGGAAACCAGAUCUGCUAAGAGGAAAAGGCUGUUGAAUCGAGUCCGUUCUUCACCCGGCGGCGAUGACCGUCUCAGUGAUCUCCCCGAUGCUAUUCUCCACCACAUUCUUUUCCUCCUCCCCAUCAAAACCGUCGCACAAACCAGCGUUCUCUCGAAGCGAUGGAGGCAGCUCUGGUACUCCUUCCCCGAUCUCGAUUUCACCACCAUCAACCCUUUCGCCAAUGCGCCCGUCAAAAUCAGCUCCACCGGCCGGAAAAAAGUGCAUUCCUGGAUCGCCAACGGAGCCGACUCCAUCAAUCAGGUCUUGGCUCUCCGCGACCGGAAUUCCCCGAUAAGAGCGCUCCGUUUCCGUGCUCACGUCACCUUCUCCCGCCUCAACCGCCUCAUGCGCCGCGCCGUGAAGCUCAACGUUCAGGAACUCGACAUCGAGGUUGCGACGAACGAUUAUUUCAAUUUCCCUCGGAGUGUCAUUUCCUGCGAGACGUUAAGGGUUUUCAAGCUCAAGUCUCGUUAUCCCGGAUUCAGAUUGCCGCCUUCUCCCAUCAUGAAAGGUGGAUUUCAAUCGCUUCACACAUUGUCCUUGUCUUAUAUCAUCUUGUACGAUCAGCCUUCGCUUCUGAAUUUGUUCACGGAUUCGUCUUUUCCUUUGCUCAAGAAGUUGAACCUCGACGGGUGCAACGGGCUAAUGCAUCUGAACGUCAGUUGUCGGGCGCUGGAAGAGUUAAGUCUGGAGAAUUGUUGCCAGCUCGAGUAUUUGGAUAUUGUGGGUUCAAAGCUGGAGAGGUUACGAGUGAUAAGCUGCUUCGAUUCCUAUAGCAAUGACAGUUUGGUUAAAAUUGAUGCCCAAAGACUCCAAUCCAUUUUCUGGUCCAACAAUACCAUCACUGAUAAAUGUUGUUUACAGAAUUUAGUUUCAUUGCAUGGGGCGUUCAUUGGCUUCUUCAUCCUUUUCGAGGACCUCAGUGCGGUGAAGCUUCGCAGCGUAUCCAAUUUUUUGUCAGGGAUUGCUUCUUCCCAGUGCUUAAUUCUCGAAUAUCAAUGUGUUGAGAUUCUAUCAAAGAACAAUCACAUUGCAGGUGUCUCGCUGUGUAAUUUCAGCAAACUCCAAUCCUUGGAAUUACACACUGGAUUCAACAAGCACAACAUUCCAGGAUUAGCAAACCUGUUCAGGAGUGCUCCAGCUAUCCACACACUCAUAAUCAAGAUUAUCAACGAUCACAAUGUCGAAAGAAGACCAUGGAACAGGGACCUAUGGCAGCUAUCUAGCACUGUGGAAGAGAGGUUCUGGGAGUCACAAAGUCAAGUGAUGAAGUCCUUUUUGCAGCACCUAAAGGUUGUAAAGAUUCAUGGAUUUUCGGAGUGCGAGAACGAGAUUAGCUUAGUGAAGUUCCUGCUGAAGCAUGGAAAAGUGUUGGAAGAAAUGUUCCUAUACGGAGGAUUUUCCAAGUCCAGAGACUCACUACACCGAGAAAAAAUAAAAUCUCAGAUAAUGGGAUUUUCUCGUGCUUCUGGUAAUGCUAAGAUUGCAUUUGACUAGUUAACCCAACCCAUGCCACCCUAGCUAGCUAGCUUGCAAUAACUUCAUCAUCUAAACAAAGUUAGUGAUCUGAUCUGAUUAACUUUCGGAGGAUUUGGGUUUAAUAUUAUUUGAGAUGAGAACUAUUAUUCUGAUCUGAUCUUGACACAAUUUUGUACUUGUAGCUCUCUCCCUCAAUUGCAUAUCUUCUGGAUUUGGAUUGGGUUUCCUUUCAUAUUUUUGUUUUGCUGUUUGUGAAUUAAAUUAGUUUUUAAGACAUUUUCACUAACUUCAUCAUAACUAAUCAUUGGUGUCGCUUCUUAUUGAGUUUUUACUGCAG